CGUCAACAAUCUUUGACAAUCGAUUUCUGAUUAUCGAUUUUUGCAGUUGAUUUUCUAAUACCUACACGCGAUCUUUCGUCACGUGAUUAGGCCUCCCCUUACACACGUGGCACACACACAUUGACUUCAAACACGUUGUUCCUUGAGCCAUGGCCUCUCGAUCUUCUCUGUCUGCUAGCGACAUCCAGAAGGCCAAGGAAGCAAUGGAAGUCCUUGGGCGUCUUGUUGAUAGUGCUGGUCCGUCGGGAGCUAGAAAUGAUCCUUCUACUUCCAGUAUUGGAGAUGAAACCAAGAAAGUUGUAGGACUCGCAGAUGAUGCAAUGGAUGUGCUUAGAAGAAUGAAAGCUGGUGUGAAGGCUGAGCAAGUUAGGGCCACCAAAAGACAAUCCAAACAAGAAGUAACUAAGCUCUUCAAUUAUGCCACUCCUGCAAAGCGCAAGAAGAAAGUAAAGGCUUCCACUGAGUGGAAACAUAAGUUCUCUUGUUUGGCCUAUCGCGGGCAGAUACGUAUUCCUACUACGGAUGUGGAAAAAGAUGAUCUUUUGCAAGCAGGGCUAGGUGAAAAAGAGAUUUCUUUCCAUGACAUGAAUGCCAGUGCCGAGGAAUUUCGAGAUAUUAUCUGUGGAGAGUUCCCUCAAUUGAAGAAAGCGGGAGGUUUUCAACUAUGUAAAUGCAAACCAAAUUCAAGAGAGCUGGAAAUACUGUCUACAUUUGCUCACGAUUGCCCUGGAAACUUGAAACAGAGAGUAGGCAAUGCGAAGACGUACAUUCGUCCCCUUCAGAAAGAUAUGGACCUUAGUGUCGUCUUUAACCUUCCAGAUGGGCCUGAGGAUGAGUGUCUCACUUGUGGUACCUAUUUGCCACUCAUGGAGCUAGAAAAUCAUGUGAAAGAGUGUGAAAAAGCUUACAGUGAUUCCAAACAACAAAAGCAGCCCAAGAAUGAGGACAAGGCAAAAUGUGAGGUUAUUGAUGUUGAUGAGACAAGUCCAUCACCUGUCCUCCCUGAAGUGCAUUUUGUGACCCAUGAGAAAAGUCCAUCACCUGUCCUCCCUGAAGUGCAUUUUGUGACCCAUGAGAAAAGUCCAUCACCUGUCCUCCCUGAAGUGCAUUUUGUGACCCAUGAGAAAAGUCCAUCACCUGACCUCCCUAAAAUACAUUUUGGCAAUCACUAUGAUAUGGAAGAGGAAAUGGUGCAGGCUGCCAUGCAACAAAGCUUAACUGCUUCUGAUUAUACUGCUUCUUCACUAUUGGGAAAAUUUUUCUCGUGGAAAGUCCAGAAAAAUGAUCCUCUUUGUCUUGACAUUCGGCGGGAAUUUGUGGUUUGUGAUGCGAUACGUGAAGCCAAAAAAAAGAAAUUCUCUGUCAAUAAGUUAGUGAAAGUGACGUUUGUUGGGGAAGGAGCAGUAGACAGUGGUGGCCCACGAAGAGAGUUUUUUCGCUUGUUGGCGUCAGAAGCUUCAAACACGCUCUUCAUUGGAAAUGUUACAGCAAAGUUUUUUGUAAUGAAUGCUCAAGCUCUUCAGAGUGAACACUACAAGUUUCUUGGGCAGUAUACUGUCAUGAGCAUAUCUCAGGGAGGUUGCGGCAUGCCAUUUAUGGCUACUCCCGUGUAUGAGUACAUCUCCACUGGGAAAUUGUCAGCGUCAGUCCAAGUGCCACUUCACUGUAUUCCAGAUCCAACUCUCAAAUUCAUUCUUGAAAAGGUUGAGGAUGCUGAGAAUGAUACCGAGAUACAAGUGACUUGCGCCAUUGAUGAAGCACAGAGCAUGCUCUUAGAGGCUGGGUUCUCAAAGCCAUUCACAAAACUCACACUGGAGGAUAAGAGCAACGUAUAUUCAGUAUUGAUCAACUACCACUGCAUGACGAAAGUCAAAGCGGCAAUGGACCAGUACAUUGAUGGGUUGGAGAGUCUUGAUGUUCUUAAGUCAGUGCGGAAGGAACCAGGCAAAUGGAAAGCAUUUUUUGUCGAUGAUGGUGUCAAGGUUGAUGCUGCAUAUCUGAAACAUGAGCUGGUUUGUCUCUUCUCUGAAGAUGGGUCUAGCCGCUUACCAGCUGAGAAGCAAACAUACAUUUAUUUUGUUGACUUCCUGGAUGAAUGUGAUGGGUCCAGUCGAGUUCCACCAACUGGAUUUAACCCAAGACCGAGUGUAAUGUUCGUCCAUGACCAGCACCGCCCCCUGGCAACUGCCUCAACAUGUGAACUUCAAAUACGCCUUCCUGUGUGUCAUGGAAGCUAUGCUACCUUUAAGGACGCUAUGAUUCUCUCCAUGAAAUCAAAUGAUGGUUUUGGUGGGCCAUAAGGACAGUAAAUCAUCUCAAGCUAUUAUGUGUUUUAUUCUUCAUUUAUCACUUGUUCAUUGAGUCAUUCUUAUACCUAUUGUUUCAGAUUUUGGACACCCUCACUAUAAUUUUUGAUGUGAGUGA
Molecule: messenger RNA, 2424 nt
Organism: Halichondria panicea
Lineage: Eukaryota; Metazoa; Porifera; Demospongiae; Suberitida; Halichondriidae
Exons: 12
Coding region: 150-2300 (716 amino acids)
Biological process (GO): protein polyubiquitination
Molecular function (GO): ubiquitin-protein transferase activity
Source: RefSeq, a predicted model, not a curated record